This is a messenger RNA of Arachis duranensis, 501 nucleotides long. RefSeq names its product protein MAIN-LIKE 1-like. The coding region runs from base 1 to 501 and encodes 166 amino acids. The record is from RefSeq and is a predicted model, not a curated record. Gene Ontology annotation, biological process: meristem maintenance; meristem development. The transcript is spliced from 2 exons. Lineage: Eukaryota; Viridiplantae; Streptophyta; Magnoliopsida; Fabales; Fabaceae.
AUGGCAUGCCAGGCGGACAACGACGGUGACAUCAACAGACUAAACGAGACUUCACAUUACGCUGGGGCGGCCAACUUUGAGAGGCCUCGCCUUUUAUUGCCCCGGCGAGUCAGCCAUACGCUUCCUCCACCCGACGCCAUCGUCCUGUAUCUGGUUGAGGCCGGAUUCGGUGACACGGUGCCGCUCAGGGACUUAACAUUUGACAAUUUCCUGAUUUCGGUACUCGUGGAGCGAUGGCGUCCAGAGACGCACACGUUUCAUCUUCCGUGGGGUGAGGUCACUAUCACCCUGCAGGACGUGGCGUACCACCUCGGCCUGCGUGCACACGGGAACCCCAUUGAAGGGUGCCUUCGUGACUUCGGUCGGUGGUACGGCACUGAGACGUGGGUGAUGGUGGAGCAGCUAAUUGGUGCCAGGCCACCGGUGGCGGCACAGCAGGCGGAGCAGAAGAAGGAGUCGUUCACGCUGAAGCUGGUCUGGUUGCAUGAUCGUGUACGAUAG